GGGCGUGGUCUAAGGUACUAUUGGUCCUACGAGGAAAACUGGCCGCUCCUAAGCGGCGGAGGCGGGGGGGAAAAGACAGAAACAGGAGUUGCUAGGCGACAGAGGUUACGAUGCAAGCCGGCUUUUCCUGUUCUCCGGUUAGCCGGAAGUAUCAUCCGUAUAGAACCAGGGAAUUCUGGGACUGCCUCCCCCGGAAAGUUCGGAUGGCGCUAAUUCUGUUAUCCUUCAGUGCAGCCGCAAACCACCGACUGCUCCCCCCCCCCAUGCGAUGGACGAGGGUGAUAGAUGAGUUUUGUGCUAAGAUUCAAUGACCAGCAAGGUAUCAGAAUGAUCUGGAAUAAAAGAUAUAUGAAGUUAGAUAUAUGUUUCAGACAGCUCUCUGGUUUCACAUUAAGAGCAGGGCUGCAUAAAAAUGGUAUUUGGAUAAAGAAGCGCAAUUGGUUUGACAUUCUGUGCCCAAUAUACAUGAACUUUUAUUUUGCCUGCCUGAUCAUACCUUGGAAUGUAGAGGAAUUCUCAAGAUAGCCCUAGUGAAUGAAGUUGCUUUUCCAUCAUCACUAUGCCCGGCCGCCAGUCUGGAGGUUCCAAGGCGAAGUCGCGGCACAACCCAGUCCAGUGUCGGACCCCACCGGCUGCGGAGGACUCGCCAGCAUUGCUCGCCCUCUCCCCCGCUCUCUCCCCGCAGCCUCGAAGCCAGCUCGCCCGCCAGGUCACAAGAGGCAGAAGGACUGUUGCCGGAGGGGGGCCGCGUCUCUCUCGCAGGUGCUAUUUUGUGGGUUCGUGUCGUCUGGCUUCUUUCCUUCUCUCCGGGCCUCCUCGGGACGGGCGGGCCCGGUGCAGCCGGGCGUGGAGGUGUCCGUGGGCGGCGUGCCCGGGGGGGCGUCGCGGGUGGAGCUGUGCGACCUCUUCGAGGCAGCUGUGCCGGGCGUGGUGGUGAAGAUGGCCCUCAUGAAGCAGUUCGCCUUCAUCCACCUGCGCGACGAGGUGGCGGCCGAGCACGCCAUCCAGAAGCUCAACGGGCACCUCCUGUACUGCCACCGCGUGGUCGUGGAGUUCUCCCGCCCGAGGCCCACCCACACCGUCAAGACCUUCGUGGGCAACGUCUCGGCCGCCUGCAACAGCGGCGAGCUGUGCAUCCUCUUCCAGGAGGUCGGGCCCGUCAUCGAGUGCCACAUCGUGAAAGGAGUGGGAGAGGCGAGCUUGUGGCCUAGAAAUUUACUCUGUACAUGCUCAGAGGUGUUGUUACGUUCUCCAUUCCCGGCUGCGAUCCCAGCAAUUGAAACCAACUCAGCUGUAAGGAGCCCCAGUUUGACUAGCCGUCCCGCCGUGGCUGGGUUGACUUUACACAAUUGUUGGAUGUCCGGAGAAGCCAUUGAUGAGCUGCACGAGAGGUACUUGGAGAAGUUGACCCAGCUCUUUGAGGAGCACAAGGCCAAGUACGGUCUGCCCCAA
Molecule: messenger RNA, 1452 nt
Organism: Crotalus tigris (Tiger rattlesnake)
Lineage: Eukaryota; Metazoa; Chordata; Lepidosauria; Squamata; Viperidae
Exons: 2
Molecular function (GO): RNA binding
Source: RefSeq, a predicted model, not a curated record